AUGAGAUUCUUCCAUGAAUGGGCGUCUUUUGAGGAAGAUGUUCGUCAAGUGAUGCAAAGGACUGAGCUGAAUGGGCUUGUCCCGUGCACGGACGUCACCGACGACGCCUACGUGGUUGGGAGCGAACUUGGUCUCACCGGCCGGUUCAGCAAGUAUGUCUGCGAUGCCGUCUCCCUAGCAUGCAGGUCUGCCGGGCUCCCUUUGCAAUUCGGCGAUCGCCAAGCCGUGCUUCCUGUGUCCAACGUCAUUCCUGACGUCGUUUGCCUUCACUAUGGUGAGCCUGAGCCACUUCGGAGGACCAUCCUACCCAUCGAGCUGAAAACGUUCUGGACUGCCCGCCUCAAUGCGUACCCGAUCAGCGCUGGCUUUUACAACGUUCCCCAACUGCAAAGAUAUCUAGGCCAGCUCGUUGAGCAAAUGAGAGACAACCAAACCAUCUAUGGUGUGUUGUCUACGUAUGCCCACACCGUUUUUGUCAAGCGGGUCCAGGAUUGCCGGUUCGAGAUGACGAACCCUAUCCGACACACUGCCACACAACCAUCCGUCAGGCAGUGCUUUAUGGCGGUUGUUAUCCUCGCCUCUGAGGCCCCGGUGUACCAGGAGUCCCCCGGAUUUAAUCCAAGAUCGUUACGAACCGACGAGGGCCUCCAAGCGUCGAUCCGCGAGUCCGGCUUGCGAGACUACCUCGCUUCUAACCCUUCCGCCGCGGAUAGUUCAAUUCCUCCCCGGACAUUCCCUGUAACCACGCAGACAAUACUUUUUGGCGGCCACGAGUCCCCCGUUGCGAUAGAGUCUGUCGAGGUCACGAAGUCCAUCCGUGUUGCCACUUGCCAAAGAUAA
Penicillium bovifimosum is the source of this 840-nucleotide messenger RNA. RefSeq lists its product as uncharacterized. The record is from RefSeq and is a predicted model, not a curated record. Bases 1 to 840 code for a protein of 279 amino acids. Lineage: Eukaryota; Fungi; Ascomycota; Eurotiomycetes; Eurotiales; Aspergillaceae. The transcript is spliced from 2 exons.